CCAGACCUUCAGCGUUUUCCCGCCAACUGGGCAUACUUGGAGCCAAAAAUAAUAUUUUCUUCUAAAGUUUCCUCCUGCCCGCCCCCAAGGGGACCCCUCCGCAAGAUCCUUUCGCCCCCGCCUGCCGCGACAACACAUGCAUUUCGCCCACCACCCCGGCUACACCUACGGCAGCAACGACAACCACCUGGUGGACACUCUGAAUCCGGAAAACAUCGAGUUCGAUGGGCCGCCAGCGGCGCGCAAGAUGAUAAUAGGCUCGUUCUCGAUGUUUGUGAUCUUCUCGUACCUGCAGUUGCUCUAUAUACUGGUGGCCAUCUACCUGGCGCUGCACCACGCACACCACUAG
Messenger RNA from Drosophila kikkawai, 349 nucleotides. RefSeq lists its product as uncharacterized. NCBI's taxonomy places the organism in Eukaryota, Metazoa, Arthropoda, Insecta, Diptera, Drosophilidae. The record is from RefSeq and is a predicted model, not a curated record.